Electrophorus electricus (electric eel) is the source of this 3453-nucleotide messenger RNA. RefSeq names its product collagen-like tail subunit (single strand of homotrimer) of asymmetric acetylcholinesterase (gene colq). Gene Ontology annotation, biological process: extracellular matrix organization. The record is from RefSeq and is a predicted model, not a curated record. Gene Ontology annotation, molecular function: extracellular matrix structural constituent conferring tensile strength. Lineage: Eukaryota; Metazoa; Chordata; Actinopteri; Gymnotiformes; Gymnotidae.
GUGUGUGUGUGUGUGUGUGAGUGUGAGUGAGUGAAAGAGAGAGAGAGAGAGCCGGGAUUGGGGCAGUGUGGACACUCGGUGUGCUAGCCGGAGCGGUUGAUAGUGAAGCACGCUCUGCAGUGGACAACAUGUUCCUCCUGACACUCGGACUUUAUUUACCGCUCCUCCUUCGCCAUGCCUCCCCACAGUCCUUGAUGGGUAAAAUGUUCCCCUUCCCAACAGAUAUGGAGGCACUGGCGCCCAGAAAGAAAUUCGAGCCGUGCUGUAUGCUGACUCCACCCCCGCCCCCCUUGUUUCCCCCGCCCCGCUCACCGUGGCGCAGGCCUCUGAGGGAUGUUAGCAAUGAAUAUGAGAAAGAGAACACAGAGGAAGCCAAUCACAAGCCGACAGACCCUACCUGCUCUGUGGGGCCGCCCGGACCAGCUGGCCCUGUGGGACCUCAGGGUCCUCCUGGACUGCCAGGACCAAAGGGACCAAAGGGUGAAAAGGGAGAAAUUGGGAGACCUGGACAGAAGGGACGCACAGGGCCGCCUGGUCUCCCAGGGCGUCAGGGACCAAAUGGGUGGGCAGGACCAAGUGGGCCCAAGGGGGAGAAAGGUGACCCUGGACUGAUGGGAAUGCCCGGAGCACGAGGACCAGCUGGACCCAAGGGACUGCCUGGAUAUAAAGGUGAAAAGGGCUCACGAGGUGAUAGAGGUGAAGCUGGCCCAAAGGGUGAGAAGGGCACAAUGGGUCUGCCAGGAAUGCUUGGCCAAAAGGGUGAAAUGGGACCAAAAGGAGAGCCUGGAAUUGCUGGAAACAGGGGCCCCACGGGCCGACCAGGAAAAAGAGGCAAACAGGGGCUCAAGGGAGAUACUGGUCUAACAGGACCAAUGGGACCUGUAGGCCUUCAGGGGCCCCCUGGUCAUCCAGGUCCCCCGGGCCUGCCUGCCUCAGGGCUGUAUGUGAUAGGGCCCAAAGGAGAGAAAGGCCAGCAAGGCAGCCCAGGUCGCUGUAGCUGCGGCUCCAACAUGAACAUUGACAGCGCCGCCUUUGACAAGAACGCAUACAGAAGCCAAUAUCCCAGAGUGCCUGCCAUUUUUGUGGUGAAUAACGAACAGGAAUUGGACCAUCUCCACACUGCUAAUGCCCUGGCUUUCCGCAAGGACCAGAGGACCCUCUACUUCAAGGACACAGAAGGCUGGCUGCCAAUUCAGCUAAUGCCAUUCCAAUCCAUGGAGCAUGCUCCCGACCCGGAUGGGUUCUGUGGGGAUGGCGUCGUGCAGGUUGAGAACAGCGAGGAGUGCGACGACGGAAACCGUGUGGUCACGGACGGCUGCAUCAAGUGCAGACACGCACACUGCGGAGACGGCUAUCGCCACGAGGGAGCUGAGGAGUGCGAUGGCAAAGAUUUUGGCUAUCAGACCUGCAAAUCCUACCUUCCUGGAUCUUAUGGGCAUCUCAAAUGCACCAGCGACUGCUACAUUGACUCCACAAACUGCAAGUAUUUCACAUGAAGGAGCAGGAGGAAACCGAUGGAGCCUGCACUUGCCAAUUGUCUUGUUUUAAGCGGCAGGGACUGAGACCCAGGUAACCCAAGACACUGCGAACAAACAGAAUCCAAGGAUGUGACGAGAUUACGUUUAAGGGGGGAAACGUUGCAAACAUGUAUAUUGUACUCCUUUGUGGUAAUGCUGCUGAGAAGCCACGUAGCUCACAGGGAAAAAGAGCGCUCCGCUCGGUCACUGCAGACGCACACAACUCAUCGCUCUCUGUCUUAAGAACUCAACUGGGACUUCGGAUGCCAUUCUCUGCUCAGCCCCUCGCUCUGGAGCUGGGCACCUAGCUCAACAUUCUGCUUCGCCACAAGAAAAGGAACCUGGAGAGCCCGCCGCCUCUUGAAAAAAAAUAAAAUAGGGGAGCCAAAGCCAGACCCUUCAGUACCUCAGUGUGUAACCUUUCCCGAAAACAUGGCCAUCUUGCCCACGGUGCUGUCUACGCAGACUGCAAUGUGAACCAUUUAGCAUUUAGCAUGGUGCUGUGAUUGCUGUAGCUAUGGCAAUAGGCCAAUUAGGUGUAUGUGCAAGGCAAGAAGAAAACCACUCGACUCCUUAAAGUUAUGUACGUUGAGCUCAGUGGACAGGCCCUGACCAAAACCAGGAAACCAGGUCUGUGGUUGAACACUGGGAGUAGGUUCAACAGACUGGCUCUCUGACACGCUCUGCAGGCAGUCAGGCCGUGAAGUCACGUUCAGGGCUGUAUAUCCGUUGAGCAAGCUGCAAGGUCAGAACUGUCUCCACGGAGAACAACAGAAAGGAUUGGAGCUAGCUCGGGCUGCUGAUGCUCCUUGCCUGGGGCCAUUGUGUGGCGGUGCUCUAACUGCAACCUCGUAAAGAUCAGGCUUAGUUUUUAGUCAGACAUUCUCACUGAUACCUCAGGAAAUGUCUUUUCCUCAUUGUAGCCUUUGCAUCUCCAUCACCUGGUGGUGCAAGGCUAGCAUAUUCUAGUGUUCUUAAGAUGACAACUUGUCUACUAAUACACAUAUGCUGUAAAUGCUUCUAGAUCUGAUGAAGGAACCUUAAAAGACCCAUCUUGAUCCUUUGGAUCUUGACACCAAAGUUAUUUAGGGUGACAACCACAUUUAGAGGCUCUCACACUGUUAUAAAUCAUUUGUGCACUGUCAAUCAGCAUUGGUAAGGGACAUCUCUUGCUGCUAUCUAGUAGGUUAAAGACUGUAGGAGUAUACAUGAAAUGGCUAGCCAGCUGCUGGUUAUUUCCUACGACUGGAAUAUAGACCGCACUCCUCAUCACAUAGCAUGCCUUUGCUCUCUAUGGUCACAGAACUACAGUGUAGCAUGUAGAAAAUAUUAUGUUCAUUGGUCUGCUGUUCUUGUAUUAAAGUGGUACUUGACAUUUUUGAUACAGUAUACUGUAAGCUACGUUUUUCCAUAAGCUAAAAGCAGCAUUUGCUAUGGAGACCUCUCCUUACUUAAUGAAUUCUGGGUGUGACCCACCUGACUUGUGUGUACAUCUAAUGUAUAAGGGAAAAAAUUGUCUGAAAUUGUUCUUGUGCAUCUGCAUGUUAUUGUUACCGUAUACAUUCACUGAAAAAUAUCAGGAAUGCAAUAUUUCAAUGCAUUAAUGUAUGUCUGUAGUUUUUAUUUCCAAAUACAGGCAGUGUUUUUAAUACAGUAGUUGUAUUAAAACAAGGAAGGCUGUUUGCAAACUGCAUUAGACUUCUCCUGGACUGCUAUCUUCCAUUUUCAGUAACUGGAGAACGUGCUCAUGACAUAUACUCUGUAUACAAGCAGAAAAUCAAGUUUGCCUCCACUGAUGCAGUUGCAUGUUAAAAUAUAAUGCAGUGUUGAAUGUUCUGACCUAUGGUGAGGUGGAGGGUAAACCGUUUCUUAUGAAAUUUGUAUGUUUGAUACAGCCUUGUACUAAGGUUAAAAUAAAGCUUAAAAAGCUACUGUA